UGGCCUCUUUGAUUCCUGGUGUACCCGCUCGGUUGUCAUAGUAACCUUACCCUAGACUCCCCUCACCCCUUUGUGGUUGAUGGAACCCCUAAACCUUUGGUCCCUGCACCAGGAAGAGGUUGCUAAGGUAACCCAAGUCCCCGGUGGUCCUUCUGCCCUGGCCUCUCACUGGUUACCAUGGCAAUCUCACCUAGCCUCAGGUAGAAAGGGUACACCUCCCCAACACCCCACCACCACCAAGGAUAGGGGUCAUAAGGAAAACCCGCUUUCCUCGGUCCCCCUCCUCUCCUUCCCAGCAGCAUUGCCAUGGUUACCAUCUCCCCCCUUUCCCAUCAGGGAGGGCAAGGGAACAAGCCAGCCAGGUGUCUUUCUUUAGAGGAGAUGCUCUGCUAAAGGACGGUUGCUAUGGAUACAGGGCCUGGACUAUCCUUAGGGAAGUGAGGCAAGGCCAAACUCGGGUUUCUAUGGCAAUGGGGCCAGACCCCCUUGCCAUGACCCUUGGAGGCCGCCCACCGAGGCAGGGGGUGGGCAGGCUGGUGUCUGAGGGUGGAGUGUGUCUCAGGCAGGAUUGCCAUGGUAACCACUGCUGUCACAGCCCCGCCUUUCUGGACACUGAGGGGCGGUUUGAGGUGAACUGACAACCUUUUCUCACAUGUCUGAGCCUGGGGGGUCGCAGGGUAGGAGUUUCUAGGAUUUUCAGAGCCACAGCGCUCGAACCUUCUGGUCCCCCUUUUUGUAGGUCAGCGCCCAUUGUGCUGGGUUAUGCAAAAUGGGCUGAUUGGGUCUUUUCUGGUUCUCAUUUCUUAGCCCUGCAGCUGAUCUGGGCUGGAAGCAGAUCCCCGGAGGUCCACCAGCCGGCUCCCUAGGAGGGUGCCCACCAAAGGGCCUAGAUCGGCUCCAUGCGGCUCACCCGCUGCCAGGCUGCCCUGGCGGCGGCCAUCACCCUCAACCUCCUGGUUCUCUUCUACGUCUCUUGGCUGCAGCAUCAGCCUCGGGGCGCACGAGCCCGGGGGCCCCGCCAUGGAUCCGCAGCCGGCCCCCGCGUCACCGUGCUGGUGCGAGAGUUCGAAGCCUUUGACCACGCGGUGCCGGAGCUGGUGGCCUCGUUCCUACAGCUGGACCCGGCCCAGCCGGUGUUGGUGGCCGCCGACACGCUGCCUUACCCGCCGCUGGCCCUGCCCCGCGUCCCCAACGUCCGCCUGGCGCUGCUGCAGCCCGCCUUGGACCGGCCUGCCGCCGCCUCACGCCCUGAGACAUAUGUGGCCACCGAGUUUGUAGCUCUGGUGCCCGACGGGGUGCGGGCUGAGACCCCCGGGCAGCUGGAACACAUGGCGGACGUGCUGCGGACCGGGGGCGCACGCCUGGUGGCUGCACCUGUGGCCUCCACCAACCCAGCACGGUGCCUGGGUUUGAACGUAAGCGUGCGCGAGUGGACGGCGCGCUACAGCACCACCCCGGCCGCCGGCCGCUGCGACGCCCUGGACGGGGACGCAGUGGUGCUGCUGCGGACCCGUGACCUCUUUAACCUCUCGGUGCCCCUGGCGCGUCCCCUGGCCAGCGGCCUCUUCCUGCAGACUGCACUCCGCGGCUGGGCCGUGCAGCUGCUGGACACGUCCUUCGCCGCAGCGCGCCAACCCCCGCUGACCACGGCCCACGCGCGCUGGAAGGCGGAGCGCGAGGGACGCUCGCGACGGGCGGCGCUGCUGCGGGCGCUGGGCAUCCGCCUCGUCACCUGGGACGGCGGGCGGUCCGAGUGGUUUGGCUGCAGCAAGGAGAGCCCACGCUGCUUUGGCACCGUGGUGGGGGACACGCCUGCCUACCUGUACGAGGGGCGCUGGACGCCACCCUGCUGCCUGCGGGCCCUGCGUGAGACCGCGCGCUACGUGGUGGGCGUCCUGGAGGCGGCGGGCGUGCGCUAUUGGCUGGAGGGCGGCUCGCUGCUGGGGGCGGCCCGGCAUGGCGACAUCAUCCCGUGGGACUACGACGUGGACCUGGGCAUCUACCUGGAGGACGUGGGCAACUGCGAGCAGCUGCGUGGGGCCGAGGCGGGCUCAGUGGUGGACGAGCGCGGCUUCGUGUGGGAGAAGGCGGUGGAGGGUGACUUCUUCCGCGUGCAGUACAGCGAGAGCAACCACCUACACGUGGACCUGUGGCCCUUCUACCCGCGCAACGGGGUCAUGACCAAGGACACGUGGCUGGACCACCGGCAGGACGUGGAGUUCCCGGAGCACUUCCUGCAGCCCCUGGUACCCCUGGCCUUCGCUGGCUUUGUGGCGCAGGCGCCCAAUAACUACCGUCGCUUCUUGGAGCUCAAGUUCGGGCCCGGGGUUAUCGAGAACCCCGAGUACCCCAACCCGGCGCUGCUGAGUUUGUCCGGAAGCGGAUGAAGGCCCCAACGCACUGUGUCUGGCGGGGAGGCACGAGGAACCCAGCCAGCGAUAGGAUGCGUGCAGCUUUGACAGGAGGUGAGAACUUAGGGACUGAAGCCACGUCUAUUGGACCUUCUGGUCCUGCCCACUGUGUUUGAUGGGUACCGAUGUGGUUCCCAGCAAUCCACGAUGACAUGGGUGAACAGACCAUGGAUCAGGUCAAGUGGCCCUGCAAAACCUAGCACAGCCCUGGACCUCGAAGUCGUGCCCUGCCCCUGAUUUCCGAGACCCUGGGGGCCGAUACAGGGGCCAGAGGUUGGCAAGAGUGGGAGUCUGGUUCUGGGACCAGCCAGGUGGGGCUGCCAGUCUCGGCUGGGCUUCAGUAUCCCCCAGAACCUCUGGUCGCCGUGUGCGCUGCGUCCAGCAGAGGGCGCACUGGUCCCGCUCCGGGUCCCAAGAGGAACCAGAGCCUGGAAGUCGCCCGAGCUUCGGGGCUUCUCGCAGCCCUGUGCUUCCUGGAGAGCCAGGACGACCCUCUCCCCUUGUCUUCCAGAAUGCCACCUGUGUCCCUCCUGCAGGAGCCCCACCAAGCGCCCGCUGUGGUUAAGCACUGGGUCUGGAGGCAGACCCUCCUUUGCAACCCUUACCUCAAGUUAGCUCUGCCUUGCCAGAGGUGCUUAGCACUAACCAGAGCUGGCCUUCAGGGAGCUCAAAGCCAGGUGUGGUUCCUUGUUUCCUGUGGAUGCUUCGGUUCUGCCCUCACCUCCAUUUUCCUGCGGAGAGCUGCAAGCCUUUCCAUUUUAUAGACAGGGCAAACUGAGGCCAGAAAGGGAAUAUCACUUGCCAAGGCUCUGCCCUCUUUGGUUAUGGCAGGUGGGCAGCCAUCUCCCCCGGGCAAUUGUGCACCUGCUUUAGGGCCCGUUUCCUCAGUACAUAUUAUUUAUUUCUGUUGACAGGCGUAACUGUCAGACUGUGUGUGUUGUGAGACUUAAGUUAUUUUCAAAUAAAAUAUUAAACAUCAAAUAAUAAAAUCAAAUAAAAUAAUAAA
Messenger RNA from Sorex araneus (European shrew), 3417 nucleotides. It is a transcript of the gene FKRP, whose product is annotated as fukutin related protein. Gene Ontology annotation, biological process: protein O-linked glycosylation via mannose. The record is from RefSeq and is a predicted model, not a curated record. Gene Ontology annotation, cellular component: Golgi apparatus. The transcript is spliced from 2 exons. NCBI's taxonomy places the organism in Eukaryota, Metazoa, Chordata, Mammalia, Eulipotyphla, Soricidae. Bases 900 to 2387 code for a protein of 495 amino acids.